UGUGGGACCGAAAAGAGUCAGCACAUCACUGUGGUGUUAGCGGCUUUACACUGACUCCCCGAGCUCUCUGUAAUACUUUACAUUUAUUAAUACGAGAGAGAGAGAGAGAGAGAGAGAGGGAGGUGCGUUAACAGUCCCGCUCUGUCGGAACUUUAUCACGUGACACCAGGCGGAACUAAACAAAAGAAAGGCGCUAAUACUGUUAGCUUUCCUCUUGUGUGCCUGAGCAGAGAGACUCUUCUGUUGUGUUGUUUUAUGUGAGCUGUGGCAGUAACAAUGCCUUCAGUUCAGUCUCUGAGAGAGUUUAUCAACGAGCGACUAACUGCUGCUGCUGAACAAAUAUUCUUGGAGUUUGAAAAAACGAUCGUCCAGUACGAGGAAGAGAUCGACCGUCAGCGCAGACUGCUGGAUAUCACCUGGAAACCCCAAAUCAAGCUGCACAGGACAGAACUCCCACAGCAGCCUGUCUGUAAGGACGAGGAGGUUCUCCCUGAGCCGCAGCUCUGGAGCCAGGAGAGGAACUCUCUGCACCAGGAGGAACCAGAACUUCCACAUAUUAAAGAGGAACAGGAGGAACUCUGCACCAGUCAGGAGGGUGAGCAGGUUGGACUCAAGGAGGAGACUGAUACCUUUAUGGUGACUGCUGCUGAGGAAAGAGACCACGAUAAACCAGAAUCAAACAGUAACCAGCUCCCUUCUCAAACCUGUCCUAUAGAUGAGAGCCAAAAUUACGGAGGAAGCAGGAGUUUAGACUCCGGGACAAAUAGUAACUUAGAAAGUCAGAGUAAUUGUGACACAGGUAAAGAGUCUUUAACAUGUAAUCUUUGUGGAAAAUCCUUUAAGAAUAAGUACAAAAUGAGUCAACAUCACAGAAUCCACACAGGUGAGAAGCCAUAUUCUUGUGAAAUGUGUGGGAAAACGUUUUGUCUGUCAUCAACACUUAAAAGCCAUAAGACUACCCAUACAGGUGAGAAACCGUAUUCUUGUAAAAUAUGUGGCAAAAGUUUCACACGAAGCAGUGGUGUGACCAUACACAUGAGAAUGCACACAGGUGAGAGACCGUACCAUUGUAAAACAUGCAGGAAAGUGUUCUCAAGUAGCAGUCAUUUAUCGGCACACAGAAGAACGCACACAGGUGAGAGACCGUAUCAUUGUAAAACUUGCGGGAAAAUGUUCACAUCUAGCAGUCAUGUAUGGCGCCACAUGAAAACGCACACGGGUGAGAGACCGUAUCAUUGCAAAACAUGUGGGAAAAUGUUCACAUGUAGCAGUCAUUUAUGGCGCCACAUGAAAACUCACACAGGUGAGAAGUCGUAGUCUUGAAACAUUUAGAGAACAAUGUCCAAGAAGCCAAGCUUGAAAGAAGAUCUGAGAAUUUAUACAGGUUCACAGGAGAACUUUCAGAGUUUAAAUACCUUUAAGCUGUGUUCCAAAAUCAUCAUUUAUUGCAUGUUUAUUAUGUAUAAAGCAGAUUUAACCCUGUAAGACCCAAUCCAUCAAAAAAUAGCCAGAAAAUUCUAAAAAAAAAAUUUUCGGGGGGGGCUGAAAUGUUUAAUAACCCUUAUAACAAAAUCCACUUCUUUUCUUAAUAUCAUGUUGUUUAUGAUAUAUAAUAAAUAUAUAUUUUUUGUUUUGAUUGAUACAUUUGAUACAUUUGGCAUUUUUGUUAACAACAGUGUUAAUUUUAGACAAAAAAAGGAGUUUGUCCAUAACAUUUUGAAAUUAUGGCAAGUAUCGAUCAUGUUGAUGAGAUAAAGGUUUCAGAAACUCAUGUAGCAAAUAUGAUACAAAGGGCAUUAUAGGGUUAAUUUGUUCUCAUCAAAUUCGUCAAUGAAAAUAUGGUGACUCUCAAAAGAUGGAUUUUAGUUUUGGUUUUAUUUAUUGAUAUAUUUUUCUGUUGCGAAGUUGAAACUCAAUUUGAAUAUUAAUUUUUGUUUUUGCUGUGCAUUAGAGGAUAGCUGAUGGCUGUUGCUGAUUUGGAGUCAGUGUCUUUUGAUGUAAAACAGCAUUUGAGCUAUUUGUUUUUUAAUAAACAGAAAAAAUUGAAGGUUUUUGUUACAUUGGUAGCUGUUUAGUUUAUUUGGUUCAUAUCACUUUUGGUUAUUUCGUUCAUUAAGACUGACAUAAGUUUUUUUUUUUGUUUGUUUGUUUUUUUUACUUUUGAGUUUUGUAAGAAUGUAGACGUGUUGUGCUGAUGGGAUCAUCAGGUUGGGUAGGCAGGUCCACCAUGGGGGAGGGUCUUUGUUUUGUUGUGUUUUAUCUACACAGCAGUAACUAAUGGAUGAAUAUUUUGACAGUAGUAAAGCAGAAAGUUUUGAGGGGAUGACUGUGUUGCUUGGACUCCUCCAACAUGCAUCAAAGUGCUGUUCCUGUAGCUGCACAGGUGUUUCUCUGCUUGAUUUGCCUCACAGUGUGAGGCAAAGAUGUUUUUCCUGCGUAAUGGGGACCUGCCAGAGCUCAUCUUUCAUCCAGCACCGCUUUACAAGAUCAAAGAGGGUUUAAAAAAAACUGAAUAAAAUGGACUAGGGUUAAAUGAAGAUAACAGUUUACUUCAGUUGUACUUGUAUCCCCUAUAUCCAUUAAAUAGGUUUUUAUAGGUUAUUGCUGUUAGCUUCUGCAUGAAUUAAAUUGAAUCUGUGAUUAAAG
Messenger RNA from Pelmatolapia mariae (spotted tilapia), 2646 nucleotides. Its product is annotated as zinc finger protein ZFP2-like. The record is from RefSeq and is a predicted model, not a curated record. The transcript is spliced from 2 exons. Gene Ontology annotation, cellular component: nucleus. Lineage: Eukaryota; Metazoa; Chordata; Actinopteri; Cichliformes; Cichlidae. Gene Ontology annotation, biological process: regulation of transcription by RNA polymerase II. Bases 277 to 1317 code for a protein of 346 amino acids. Gene Ontology annotation, molecular function: DNA-binding transcription factor activity, RNA polymerase II-specific.